Messenger RNA from Caretta caretta (loggerhead turtle), 2089 nucleotides. It is a transcript of the gene IHH, whose product is annotated as Indian hedgehog signaling molecule. Gene Ontology annotation, molecular function: calcium ion binding; patched binding. Gene Ontology annotation, biological process: multicellular organism development; cell-cell signaling; cell fate specification. The record is from RefSeq and is a predicted model, not a curated record. NCBI's taxonomy places the organism in Eukaryota, Metazoa, Chordata, Testudines, Cheloniidae.
GCAGCCACCGCCGCCCUGACCACCAGGGCGCCAACCGCGGGGACUCCGGGCAGCCGGGCCCCGGCCCCGCAGCAGCCGCCCCGCUGCCAAAACAAACGGCCCUUCGCUAUUUAUUGGAGGCGGCCGGGCAGGAAAGCUCAGAGCAGGCGGCCAGCCCCAGGCGCCGGGCAGCAGCAGCGGGGCGCACGGCAGCACCUGCCCGGCACACGGCCGCCUUUACGCACUGGAUGGCGACCCCCCUGGGGCACGGCGAGCACCCCGGCCGAGCCUGAAGGGCUCCCGGGCUGAGGACCCCCCUGUCGCCCGCCUCCCCUCCCCGGCGGAGCUGCCCAGCGUCCCCGCUGUCCCCGGACUUCCCUGCCAUGAAGCUGGCCCGGCUCCUGCUGCUCCUGAGCGGAUGCGCGCUGCUGCUGGCCCCGGCGGUGCGGGGGUGCGGGCCGGGCCGGGUGGUGGGCAGCCGCCGGCGGCCCCCCAGGAAGCUCAUCCCGCUGGCUUACAAGCAGUUCAGCCCCAACGUGCCCGAGAAAACCCUGGGCGCCAGCGGCAGGUACGAGGGCAAGAUCGCCCGGAACUCGGAGCGCUUUAAGGAGCUGACCCCUAACUACAACCCCGACAUCAUCUUCAAGGACGAAGAGAACACGGGAGCCGACCGCCUCAUGACCCAGCGCUGCAAGGACCGCCUGAACUCCCUGGCCAUCUCGGUGAUGAACCAGUGGCCGGGGGUGAAGCUGCGGGUGACCGAGGGCUGGGACGAGGACGGGCACCACUCGGAGGAGUCGCUGCACUACGAGGGCCGAGCCGUGGACAUCACCACCUCCGACCGGGACCGCAACAAGUACGGGCUGCUGGCACGCCUGGCCGUGGAGGCUGGCUUCGACUGGGUCUACUACGAGUCCAAGGCCCACAUCCACUGCUCCGUCAAGUCAGAGCAUUCGGCGGCAGCGAAGACGGGUGGCUGCUUCCCUGCCCGGGCCCUGGCGACGCUGGAGAGUGGGGCGAGGACCCCGCUGUGGGCGCUGCGCCCGGGGCAGCGGGUGCUGGCUAUGGAUGAGCAGGGCCGGGCCACCUACAGCGACUUCCUGGCCUUCCUGGACAAGGAGGCGUCGGCGCCCACCACCUUCCACGUGAUCGAGACCCAGGAGCCGCCCCGUCGACUGGCCCUGACCCCUGCCCACUUGCUGUUCGUGGCCGAGAACUCCACGGCGCCCGCUGCCCGCUUCCAGGCCGCCUUCGCCAGCCACGUGCGGCCCGGGCACUACGUGCUGGUGGCAGAGGUGGGGAUGAGCCUGCGGCCGGCCAGGGUGGUGGAUGUCUCCACCCAGACGGACUUCGGGGCCUACGCCCCCCUCACCCGUCACGGGACCCUGGUGGUGGAUGAUGUGGUGGCCUCCUGCUUCGCCCUGGUGCAGGAGCAGCGGCUGGCGCAGCUGGCGUUCUGGCCGCUCCGGCUGUACCAUAGCCUGGCGGGCGGGCACAGGACGCAGCCGGAGGGUGUGCACUGGUACUCGGGGCUGCUGUACCACCUGGGCCGGCUGCUGCUGGCCCCGGAGAGCUUCCACCCGCUGGGGACGGCCCAGUUCGAGAGCUGAGGGCUGCCGGGGAGAGGAGAGGGACGGGCGGAGGGGUGGCCAUUGGGCCGCUCUGCCGGGAGCAGUGCCCGGGGCAGCUGCCUGGGAAGAGGAGCCAUCCACGCUCUGAAUGCCGCCUGCCCUAGGAAGCGGGGCCGGCUGAGCCCGCGCAGGGCCCGGCCAGAGUGGGCAGGGAGGCUGGGGCACGUCCUCCCCUGGGCCCGGGUCCCGUGUGCCAGCGAGGCUGGGCACCACCACGGACAGACCCCUGCGGAGCCACCAGCCUGGGGCUGGGGGACCCGUCUCAUGUCCCCAGCUACCCCAGCUGCUCCGGGAGGCCUGGACCUGUGGGGCCCGGACGCCAGUCUCCCCUGUCUGCUGCUGGCGCCAGGGCUGCCCCGGCUCCCUGCCAGCCUGGGCUCUGCCAACCAGCCCAGGGCCCCGGGACGGGGGCUGCUGGGGGGGCGCCCCCAGAUGAAUCUACAUGCUGCUAUUUUUGUGCGUGAGGCGAGUUCCAGGGA